AUGGACGAUGGUUUACAGAUCUCAGUAUCACAUAUUGAAACAGUAGCUGAUGAACUUCAUGCAACAGUAGAAGAAUGCCAGAACACCCUGAAACUCCUCUCCUCAUCACUUGACACCACCCAAGAAUGCCUCAACACUCUAUCAACCCAGCUCCUGACCCAACACACACCUACCCAACAUGACAACAACAACAACAACAACAACAACAUGGAAACUGGCACUACCACUCAAAACCAACAUCAAACAUACAGUUCUGUCACAGCUGCCAACUUGACUCCUUCUAUCAAUAAAGCCAUCAGGAGAGCAGCCAUCUGCAUGUGGGAAAUCCUACUCAACCCCAUGCCAGGUAACAACCUCUUCCCACCAGAUACUCCACAUGCUGACAUGGUCAAGAAAAUGAAGGCAGCCCUUGCCAACAUCCACAAGCCAGACACCCCAGUUUGGGACAUCAGAUCCAUCACUGCACUACACAAUGGAAGCUUCAUAAUCAAACUCAAGACCAAAUCCCUAGCAUCCUGGCUCCAUGAAAUGACAAGUAAAGAAGCCUUAACCAAACACUUUGGAAACACAGUAUCAUUUCACACUCAUACUUACCCUAUUGUUGCUGAAUACCUCCCCAUCCAGCUCCAAAUUCAAGAUGAUACCUUCCUCCAUUCAGUCGAGCAAGACAACAAUCUCCUGAUCAACUCAAUUGUGACUACUUGCUGGAUCAAACCCCCCCAGCGCAGAUCUGCAACCCAACGCAAGGCUUUCGCACUGAUUCACAUUGCAGACCCCCAUACAGCAAACCUCAUCCUCAAAGAAGGCAUUUACAUCCAAAAUGAACGCAUUGCAGUCUGCAAGGACAAAUGCUAG
Molecule: messenger RNA, 855 nt
Organism: Suillus subaureus
Lineage: Eukaryota; Fungi; Basidiomycota; Agaricomycetes; Boletales; Suillaceae
Exons: 1
Coding region: 1-855 (284 amino acids)
Source: RefSeq, a predicted model, not a curated record